Molecule: messenger RNA, 4533 nt
Organism: Venturia canescens
Lineage: Eukaryota; Metazoa; Arthropoda; Insecta; Hymenoptera; Ichneumonidae
Product: MAM and LDL-receptor class A domain-containing protein 2-like
Exons: 10
Coding region: 1213-3012 (599 amino acids)
Cellular component (GO): membrane
Source: RefSeq, a predicted model, not a curated record
GCAAUCUGCGAUCCAGAGGAAGCCCUGGCGCCUGUUCGCUCCCCUCAUUAUUCUCGUGUUAUUCUCUAUCAGCUCGCGUGUUACUUCACUGCUACAAACAAUUGGAGCAUAAUGAGCUGCGCGUGCAGCGAUUUGUCUCAUUGACAAAUUCUCGAAGGCCCCCUCGUUUCGUAGUUGCUUUAAAACGCACUCCUGUUCAUCUGCGCUCCUUUUUUUAAGGUCCUUUUUGAGGUGCCUUGUUGGUCACGUUAAAAAGUAAACUUUUCGUUGAACGUUCGAAUACUCGGAUCAAACCGGCGGCCUGGAAGAUGGUUCGGUAUUUUAGAAGAACGUUUAAAUAUUAUUCAGCAUUUCCCGGUGGGAGUUUUCGAUUGGGAAAGGUCGUUGAAAAGGGGAGGAAAAUUUGGCGUUCGCAGUGCGAUUUUCUGCCUCGCUCGUUCCCGCGGUCAAAGGAACGAGAUUGAAUUUGAAUGAAUGACAAAGCGAAUGAGCGGGCGGAAGAAACUGGAAGUGAAUCAGAGUCGCUGGACGGCUCGUCGAGCAACGCGAUCCGAGGGCCGCUCGAGUGAAUGGGAUUGAAAUUUAGGGAGGCGCAGAAAGCCCUCGGCUCGGAGCCGAGGGCCUCGCGGCUUCGUAAAUCGUCGAGCUCCAUUGUGCGUCGCAUCUCGGAAAGACAACUCGCUGUUCGCUUGCGAUAAUUAAGCGGAAGCAGAUAGCGGGACAAUCUCUGCUCGGCACGACCGGGAAGGGAUGUGGACGUGCCGCUCCGCCCUCGUUCCCUUGACUCCGAGGAGCGUUUCUCCAAAUGGUAAAAACAAGAAAGAGACAGAAAUUCGUCAUUCGGCGACUCGAGUAUCGCUCGCAACGUCCAGUUUCUCGUCAGCGACGAGAAUCAACCUUUUUCCUAUUUUCCGCGUCUCCGCGCUCGCGCCCAAUCCCUCGAGCCACCGAGCACUCUCACCUUUCCCAGCAGCCUCGUCGGUAGACCCCUUGAAAAAGUUGCGGGGCCGCGUGUGCGCGCGUGCUUUUGUACCCGUCGAAAUAGCGAGGAGCUCGAGGAUACCGAGGACCAAAUAAAGUUACGCGAGGCAUCGAUUCUGGAUUAAUUUCCGCUACGUCGAGAUCAAUCAAGCUUCCCACGCGACAGCGUGCUUCGCGUUUGAUCGACGUUAAUGGAUUGAUUCUGAAACGCUUCGCUCCGAGACACCGAUCAUGAAGUACAUCGCAUUCCUCACCGUCGUCGCCCUCCUCGAGUGCGUUUCUACCUCGUGGGACAGCGGACCUCGUUGCCCGCCCCUCAUCUUUCCAAACGGUCGAGUUCGCACGAGGUCCAGAGGCAAGAUCGUCAGAUUCAGCUGCUUCGACGGCUGGACACUCGUAGGUAACAAGUACUCGACCUGCAUCAGGGGCAAAUGGGACACUCCUACGCCGGUGUGCGUCAACUCACAAUGUCCGCCCCUACCACAGCCGGAGCAUGCUCUCGUAGCAACGAAGUACAAUGGCGGAGUAUCAAUUUAUUUUUGUGCGCCUGGAUACAUGCUCGUGGGUGCUGCAGAGAUAUACUGUAACGGUAGAAAAUGGAACGCCACAGCCCCUUAUUGCAGAGAUUCAACCGCGGCAGCUCCAACGAGCUGUGAUUUCGAGAAAGGCGACCUCUGCUGGUGGGAACAAGAUCCGACUCACGAUUUCGAUUGGCAGAGACACAAUCAUGACACUCCGAGCUCCCACAUCGGCACUGGACCCUCUCACGACCACACCCUGGGACCUGGAUACGACGGAUACUAUCUCUACGUCGAAGCAUCCGGACGCCUCGUCAAUGACACUGCCAGAAUCGUAUCGCCCCUGUACAACGCCUCCCUCACCGAGUCUGGCUGCUUCUCAUUCUGGUACCACAUGUACGGAGCGACCAUCGGAGCACUCAAAGUUUACUUCAAACCUGAAAACGCUCAGUCGCAGUUGAUGUUCGAAAAGUCCGGCAAUCAGGGAAAUCAGUGGUUUCAUGGAUCCUUCCAUUUACCAACUACCAAUCUCAGCUUUCAAAUUAUUAUCGAGGGCAUAAGAGGCUCGAGUUACGUCAGCGAUAUCGCUGUCGAUGACGUUGCGAUUCUUCAGGGUGAACAGUGCUCUUUCACGCGGCUUCCAACGACCAUGAGAAACCUUCCGACGAACGAGGAUGAAAUCGAGCUGGUGAACUCUCUGCAAAGUUGUCGCGGACGUUGCGGAAAUGGAACGCCGAGUGCGGAUGCCUGGACGACGCUUCUGCCUCCAGGUUCGCCGGAUGCCUGUCAGUGCAAUCUGGACUGCGCCCAAACCUCCAUUUGCUGUCCCGAUUUCGCGGAGUACUGCGUACUCGGAGCGGCGGACUGGACUACGAGCGCUGACCUGCGAACGGUCACGGGAGGGCCGAUCGUGACGCUGGAACCGAGCACCGCGAUGAAGCCGAUUCCCAUCAGGCCCAAGGACGACAUCGACCCCUACCCCAAAAUCACCGAAGUUCCGGAACCUCCUCCGACUCCCCGGAAAGUCACGCCAACCACGACCACGCCGGCGACCACGAAGACGAAAAAACCGACCCCCAGUUCCAGGAAAACAACGGCCAAACCAACCACCACGAGGAAAACGACGACGACGACGACGACCAGCCGACCCAGUCCUUCGGCCACGACCACCAGGGAAACUCCCUUUCCUCGGAUCACCAAGACUUCCGAAGAUCCUCAUUUCUCCCCUCGAACAGAGGCUCAUGUUCGUGCUGAACAGGCGACGAUUCAGCAGCUUGACUCCUCGAUGUCCCUGGGGGUGAGUGGUAUAUCUGCGAUAGUGAUCGUUAUUGGAUCGGCGAUUGUUCUGUCAACUAUCAUCACGUACGUGAUUGUACGAAAACGAAAAUCGUACAAGCGAGGCGGAGGCGGUAGUGGCUCGGCCCUAUCCGAGGACAGCGACGUUCGAUUUCUCACCACCGAUGAAGUUCUCGAUUUUAAUCUCGCUCGACCCAACGACUACGACGAGCUAUGAAUGGUUCUAUGUACAUACUUAUUUUAUGUGAAUGCUGUGCCUUCACCGGUGCACAUCAAAUAUUCGAUACUCGAUAUUAUUGUAUUAAGGCGAGCGAUCCCUUUAGGAGCAUAAAAAAUAGGUAUUUUUCAGGAUUUUUUUUAGAGGGGAUAGAAUAAUCUGAUCACUUUCAAAUCUCUGCAUGAGUUUGUUAUAACGAUCAAGUUUUCAAAGAAAAAAAUUAUUUCGGAUGACCGUCAAAAUGGCGGCGUUAUUAAGGCUCUUCGAACGCCUGUUUUUCGCGACAUCGAGAACUGCGCGCAAGUUGUCACUCUUUCUGUUGAUCUGAAAAUUAUUUGGCAAGUGUCAAUCGUUCACUCACAUCUUAAGGGAGAGGAUGGACCUAAAAAAUGAUGACAAAGUGCAAACUUGAACAUUUGGGAGCCUAUUUACUUAAGAGUUGGAAUUUUCGACCAUUUUUUCGACAUAUUUGACCCCAACAAAGCGAUUUAUUUACCUGCUACCUUUUGAAAUUAAGUUAUGUCCUUAACAUUACUGAGAGUAACCUCCCAAAAUUUCAUCCAAAUCGGUUGAUAACUUUUUGAGCAACAACACGAGCAGUUUUUGAAAAAGUAAUUCCGAGAUAAUCGUGUGAAAACCAUUAAUUGUAGUGACUUCCGAUUAUAUGCGAUGACUCCGCGAAUAUCCAAUAUUUUCAGUUUUUCUUUUGAAAUAUGUAAAAAAUAAAAAAAAAAAAAAAAAUCGAUUUUCUCAAAAUUCCAAAGGGAUUGCUCGCCUUAACCCUUCGGCUGCACUCUCCUGACGGUUUGCACCAUCGAGGGACGCAUUUUCCUGCAUUUUAUGCAGUGCACAAUAGUCGAUUAGUUUUUCAAAGUCAAUAAUCUUUGAAAACAUUUUGAAGUUCGAAAUCUUCGGUGCUGGAGAAAAAGGUAUCGAAAAACGAGCAACGAAAAAAAGGUGCAACCGAAGGGUCGGUCGUAUUUAAAUAUUAGAAUUAUCAUAAGAAUGCUAAUUAUGAAGCUUCCGGAGUGAAGAAAUGUGCAAGAAGCAGCAGUGAGUAUUCUAACGAUUUGUUCAGAGUCAAGACAGUGUUGAAAAGAAAUGUCAUCCCUCCAAUUCUCCCUCUUUAUUUAUCCAUCCAGCUCUUUGGAGAGAGGGGGGGGGGGUCGAAGGAAUAAAAAGGACAAUAAAAAAGAUGGGCCAUCCAGAAAUGUACGAGGAACGUGAAAAAUUAUAAGGAGCAGAGAAAAUGAUGAAAUUUGUGAGGUCUGAAACUGUAAUUGAAAUCGAAAAAUCGUACUUAAGAUUAAGGAGGGAAGGGCGAGGAGGAUUGAGAAAAGUUGGAACGAUAAAUAUAAUUUAACGCUGUGGACUGUAGUCGUGAGAAACAAAGAUAACAAAGAUGGAAGAAAGAGAGUAAUGUGAACGAAGAAAUUCAUAGCAAGUGGCAGCGACAGAUUUAUAUAACCGCGUGCCUGAGGCGGAAAAAUCCAAGGUGAAUAAAACGCUCCUUUCUCCUGA